AUGUCAUCCUACGCGCAUCUCUAUCCCAAGCUAGAUCCAGCUGAUGAGGAGCAAGCGGCCGCACAAGCAUGCCACUGGCGGCCUCUGGGCACGUCAGCAUCGAGCGAGACGGAGUACGAGCGCAAGGCGAUUGGAUCAGAGACGUUCACCUUCAUCUCUCGCGCCGCGGAUCCCAAGCAUCACUGCAGCACCAUCACUUGUUCAGCUGCCGUCUCCCUUCGUCAGAAAGAUGACAACUUGACAUCCGGAUACGACGAAAGAGUAUGGAAGCAGAUUUUUAGAGCAGCUUGGAUCGACGUAGCUCUCCGAUUGCCUUUUGCGCUGCUUGCCAGACAGGACAGGCCUGAUCAGCUCAAGAUCCGCUUGCCAUCCAGGGUGCAAGAGAUAGAGCAGUGGGCGGACGACACCGUCUCAUUUGAGAAGGCCGAUCACACACAGCAGGCUAAUAUGGAUGCGCUCCUUCAUACCAAAGAGGUCUUGGGCUGUCUUGAAUUUCCAACGUCUCUAGGCAACGAAGCAAAGCUCCACGUCCUGCCAGCCAACGAGCCUCUUUGCUUCAUUGUGGCUCUUCAAAUUUCCCAUUCUUUGACGGACGGCAGUGGUGCUUUGGCGAUAUUGAAGCUCAUCUUGCAGCACGUAGUCAAUUUUGAUGGUAACACUCCCGCACAAAUCGACCUACCGCCAGUGUCCGUACUCGCUUCUCGUCUGCUUCCUGGGUUCUCAGCUCUAGUUCGCGAGGAUGCGCGACCAAAGCCGGAGCAGUACGAAUCGAUCACGAUGCAGCAAGUGUGCAAGAUGACCGGAGCCGGAUUUCACGCAUUCAAACUGCAUUUUGACCGACCUUUUCCGCCUUCGGAGUGGGGCGCCACUCUGAACGUGGUAGAGCAACUGAGCGAGGAUCUGACAAGAAAAAUCAACGCCUUUGCCAAGAUGCACAAUCUCAACGUCAGCUUCUUGAUUCAUGCAGCGUGGGGCCUGACAAAUGCAAGGCAGAAUACGCAGGAAAUGAGGAGCGAUACCACGAUGGCUGGGUUCGUUGCCAUCAACAGCAGACGAGCAUUUCCCUUAGAGCUGCAAGACCCAACGGUCAGCGCACAAGGCUGCGUAUCGCCCGUAUCGAUCUGCAUACCCAUUGGCGCGGCCACAGCAGAUUUUGCUGAUCCGACUGAAAGACUUUUGAUGUUGUCCAAGUACUUGGCGGACGAAUUCAAGGGGGUGGAGAAGCAGCGUGGGACAAUGGCUUUCUUGUCUGAGCGCUGGAUGCAGCGCCUAAUUGCUGCUCAUCCUGCAGGAGAGGCACCAGCUCCAGUGCAACAUCCCAUCCUCGUGGCAGAUGGCAAAUACGACCGCAUCCUACCUCCUAUUUUGCGCUCAAAGAAAGCGUUGGAAGUAGAAUUGCACACCGAAGCGAUUUUGAUGGGCAUAGACCAUGGUGGUCCAGUCAACGUCACGCCCAUCGGGUGUAGAUGGUGGAGUUUCCGCGAUCAACUACACUUCGGAGCGGACUUCAGCGAGGGAAACUUCGAAAAGCGACAGGUGCAGAAAUAUUUGAGCGAUUGGAAGAAGAUCUUGGAGGAGGUCGUCUAG
Ceraceosorus guamensis is the source of this 1587-nucleotide messenger RNA. RefSeq lists its product as hypothetical. The record is from RefSeq and is a predicted model, not a curated record. The coding region runs from base 1 to 1587 and encodes 528 amino acids. NCBI's taxonomy places the organism in Eukaryota, Fungi, Basidiomycota, Exobasidiomycetes, Ceraceosorales, Ceraceosoraceae. The transcript is spliced from 4 exons.